AUGAAACAUGAAUAUCAGGCCACCCUCUGUGAGGCGGUUACAAUGUUUAAGGGCAUCGUACAUAGGCUUAUGAGGCCGUUCCUUGAAAAGAUUGGCACUGCAGACGUUGGAGAUUAUCAUACAAAGGCCAUCAGGAAUGGGUUGAUGACUUUUGCCCUGAAUCUGGGGUUUCCUGAGUACGUUGAUUGGGUGAAGAAGACGAUCAGAAAGGUGAUCCGCGGUUCAUUAGUGUUAGUUAUCUCUACAUUUUUCACUAUUGUGUUUUUAAGGAAUAUCAACCACUAUGCCGUUGCCUAUCCCAAACUCUGA
This is a messenger RNA of Helobdella robusta, 309 nucleotides long. RefSeq lists its product as hypothetical. The coding region runs from base 1 to 309 and encodes 102 amino acids. NCBI's taxonomy places the organism in Eukaryota, Metazoa, Annelida, Clitellata, Rhynchobdellida, Glossiphoniidae. The record is from RefSeq and is a predicted model, not a curated record. The transcript has 4 exons.